This is a messenger RNA of Episyrphus balteatus (marmalade hoverfly), 939 nucleotides long. RefSeq names its product deoxyuridine 5'-triphosphate nucleotidohydrolase (gene dUTPase). The record is from RefSeq and is a predicted model, not a curated record. Lineage: Eukaryota; Metazoa; Arthropoda; Insecta; Diptera; Syrphidae. The coding region runs from base 226 to 852 and encodes 208 amino acids. Gene Ontology annotation, molecular function: magnesium ion binding; dUTP diphosphatase activity. Gene Ontology annotation, biological process: dUMP biosynthetic process; dUTP catabolic process. The transcript has a single exon.
UUGUCAUUUCUUCGUUCUAAAAUUUCCCAUGUGUAAAUCUACAGUUGUUUUUUUAUUUUUUUUUUGCCGCUUGCUACGGUAUAACUCCAAUUAGCAAACGCAAAAAUUUGCGCGCUAUUUGAUUUCCAAAUCAGAUAAUUUGAACUCAUAAAACUGACCACUUCUGUGUUUUGUUAACAACCGGCAUUUCAGUAGUUUUUCUCUUCGAAUCUAUCCAAUCGAUUUAUGGAACCAGAAGUAAAGAAAAUGCGUGUCGAUACUAAAUGUGUUCUUCGUUUUGCAAAAUUAACCGAAAACGCUUUUGAGCCGGUAAAAGGGUCUGCCAAAGCAGCCGGCUUUGAUCUACGCAGUGCUUACGAUUGUUCUGUCCCAGCUCGUGGUAAGCAAUUAGUUAAAACUGAUUUACAAAUUCAAGUCCCUGAAGGUUCUUAUGGGCGCGUUGCACCACGUUCUGGACUGGCUGUAAAGAACUUUAUCGACGUUGGGGCUGGUGUUGUAGAUGAAGACUAUCGUGGAAACUUGGGAGUGGUAUUGUUCAAUCACUCCGAUACAGAUUUUGAAGUUAAGAAAGGAGACCGUAUUGCUCAAUUGAUUUGCGAGAAAAUAUUCUACCCUGAAUUAGAACAGCUUGAUUCUUUGGAUCACACUGAACGAGGAGAAGGUGGCUUUGGAUCUACUGGUGUAAAGGAUUUGCCACAAUCAAAAAAUGGACACGAUGCAGUAGACUCUACAAAGGUUGAUUUAGGAGGUGGUGCUUAUGGAUCGACUGGAUUGAAAGAAUUGCUCCAAGCAAAGAAUGGAAAUGGAGUUCCAAAAUCAGCUACUGAAUCUCAAAAGCCGAACAAAGUCUAGGCUUUUCCAAAAAUUACUUGCCACUUUUAAGUUUGAUGUACAAAUAAAUGUUAUGAAAUAAUAAAACUGUUCUUUUCUAAAUACUUA